Molecule: messenger RNA, 1416 nt
Organism: Beta vulgaris subsp. vulgaris (sugar beet)
Lineage: Eukaryota; Viridiplantae; Streptophyta; Magnoliopsida; Caryophyllales; Amaranthaceae
Exons: 5
Coding region: 238-981 (247 amino acids)
Biological process (GO): cellular response to oxidative stress
Cellular component (GO): cytoplasm
Molecular function (GO): peptide-methionine (S)-S-oxide reductase activity
Source: RefSeq, a predicted model, not a curated record
UCUUCUCAUUUACAGAUUGCUUUGAUAUACCUAAAAAAUUUAUUAAAAUCUACCAUAAAUUUUGGUCAAUUUAACCUUAUAUAAAUCUCUAAAAUUAUCAAAGUCACUUCACUCAUUCAAGUGUAAAAAGAGUUUUCUCAUUCACACUAAUCAAAAGCAUCUUCACUCAUUUCCCACUUCUUCCUGCUUAUUAUAAGCUCAAACAACUUUAUAAAUAUGUAUUGAAAAAUUAUAAUCAUGUAUGAAAUUCUCCCUAAAAUCAAUGAUUUUCAUGAUAUCCAAAAAAUCCCAUCAUCAUCUCAAAAUGUCCAAUCUCAAUUCCAAAAUUCAGCAAUUUUUGCUGGAGGAAGUUUUUGGGUUCUUGAAUCUGCAUACGGGAAUAACAAUGGAGUUACAAAAACUUCUACUGGUUAUUUUGGUGGAAGCCUUAGAAACCCAUCAUAUAAAGAAGUGUGUGAAGGAGGAACAAGUCAUACAGAAGCUGUCAAAUUAUCAUAUGAUAACAGAAUCAUUUCAUUUUCAUCACUUUGUGAUUAUUUCUGGAACACCCAUGAUCCUACCAACAAGGAUUAUCUUAAUUUUGGGUUAAGUACCCAUGAAAACUCAGUGAUUUAUUACUCAACAGAGGAGGAGAGAAAAGAAGCACAAAAAUCAAAGAUUAGGAAGCAAAUGAGGCUUAACAAAAGAAUUGUCACAAAGAUUUUGCCAAUGGAAAAUUUUGAAUUCUUUUUGGCAGAAAAUAAGCACCAAAAAUACUAUUUGCAGAAGUACUAUAGACUUUGUGGAAGUUUGGGUUUAAGGAGCACAGAACAAUUUGUGGAGUCAAAUAUUGCUUGCAAACUCAAUGGGAUUUUAGGGAUGAGUGAAAACCAACGAGUUGAUGAACUUGCAAGAUUUCUGAAAAUUCAAAAGCUGCCAAAUCAUGCAGAGUUAGAUUGUGAAGAGAUUAUUAAAGAUUCAAGAGUUAUGGUAGAGAAUUAAAACAUUAAUUUAUAGAGUGUGUUUUGGCCUUUUGGGUGGAAUAGUUAUACCAUGUUAUGUAAUAUGCAUAAUGGUAUAGACUUCAACAAGAAUGAUAUUGUGUUAAUUUUUAGAUUUAUAUGAAAAUGGGCCUGGGUAACCCAAUAAGGAGGAGGAGAGUUUAGUCCACUUACAAGCUAGGAGGUUCCAUCCUAAAACCAAUUGGUGAUAGGAGGAGUAACUCCUCAUCUUAUAAAGUGGUUUAUUCUCUUCUCUUUCUCCAAUGUGGGACACUCACAAGUGGGCAUUUCAUGGGUUUCAACAUAUCGACUAUACAAAUAAUGACAUAUUUUUAUGUCAUUUGAGUUCUUCUUACAAAAGAAGCAUUAGUUUGUAGCUUGUAACGCCAUAAAGUAUGAUGUAACAAUUAUAUUCAAUAAUUUGUGUAAUUUUAUA